AUGGCUGAGAGAAGGAAUGAUCAACAAGUCCAUCCCUUGCCUCAAAGUUAUACUUAUAACACAGCUUUUAAUGUUAAGCGUGACCAAGAGUCCGCUUCCAGUGACUCGGACGAGAUUCGUCGCAAGAAGCGUCUCAAGUACCUUGCAUAUUUUGCCGCCUUUGUUGUGUUUCAAACUGGCAUCAUUGUGUUGUUUUCUCUGACGAUAAUGAAAAUAAGAACCCCUAAAUUUCGGGUCCGAUCAUCGGCUUUCGAGACUUUUGAUGCUGGUACGACUACAAAUCCUUCGUUUAAUUACAGGAUGAAUGCUGAGCUUGGCGUGAGAAACAACAAUUUUGGAACUUAUAAGUUCCAAAACAGCACAAUAUAUUUUUCCUACAAUGGCACACCAAUUGGGGAGACCUUGGUUCCUAAUAGCAAAGCAGGAUGGCUGUCGACUAAGAAGCUCAAUGUUGUGGUGGACCUCUCGUCAAACAAUUUGGCUAGCAAUUCACAACUAGGAAACGAUCUCAGCACUGGAGUUUUGAAAUUGAAUGCUCAAUCCAAAUUGAGUGGAAAGGAUUUUGUAGUUUCUUUUCCGAAGCUUUUGGGGGGCUUUGUUACCAAAAUUGUUUUGUCUGUGACUUUUGGGCUGGUUCUUGAUGUACAUGUUUUUGGGCCUGCCUUGCUUGAUGUAGAGUUUGCUAAAGUUGAUUAUGAAAGGUGA
Molecule: messenger RNA, 705 nt
Organism: Coffea arabica (coffee)
Lineage: Eukaryota; Viridiplantae; Streptophyta; Magnoliopsida; Gentianales; Rubiaceae
Product: late embryogenesis abundant protein At1g64065-like
Source: RefSeq, a predicted model, not a curated record